CAAUGCAGCUAUUAUCUUUUUUUGCCGCAAGUGUGCGUUAGCGCGCAUCUCUGAAAUGUUGCGUUAACGCCAAUCUUCGAAAUGUCUCUUUAAUAAAUCAUGUUGCAGUAAUUGUUUAAUUGUCACUUGUAAUACCUGUGUCAGUGUGGUACAAAUGGUGGCAUGGCAUUGAACAUAUAAACCACGCUGAUUUUGUUUACCUUAACAUAUUGUGAAUACCAUAUCUAUAUAUCACUGUACUGCCUCGACAACUAACUUUAGUGUGGAAUAGUGCAGUUUAAUCUCCUCUUAGGCAAUUAUCGAUUGUUCGAAAAUUAGAAGAUACUAUACUGAUAAACUAAUAUAAAUCUUUAAGGCAGCUGAAUACAAUGUGAAAUUUUAAUAAAUUGUGAAGUAAUUAAAACAGCUUAAUAAAUUGUGAAAUUUUAAUAUCGUGAAAUUUACUCAUGAACACGUUAUUGUAAUCUGUUUCCGUUUGUAGCAGACUGUAUGGUUAUUAUAACUAUUGGUAUUAGCUGCAAAAUCCUGCUGCUGAUUCUGACAAUUGUAAAUCUCUAUAUGUAAAAGAGAGGUGUCUGUCUGUCUGUCUGUCUGUCUGUCUGUCUGUCUGUCUGUCUGUGGGUGUAUCUGUGUGUAGGAGAGGAUCUUCAAGAAAGGCGAGUCUGAUCUCCACCAAAUUGGCUCGCCCAUGCCGAAUCCAUAGAGGUCGAAAGUGAAGCUGUGGUCGUCUUUCGGACUCUCCUGCAAUGACGCGAUUUCCUGCAAUGACGCGAUUUCCUGCAGAUGCAACCUGCCUCUGCUCACUCACGAAUAUCUCUGUAACAGUGUAUCGGAUCUCCACUGAAUUUAAACUGCCCGUUUCUUGCAUUGGGCAGUAUGCGUGGAGCAUGUCGAUUGUUGCGGGUUACGUUGAGAGAGGCGAAUCGAAUUCCUGCCACGUUCUGUUCCCCACAAUGCCAGCAACGUCUUCGAAAUGCGACAAUCCUGAGAAUGCAACGACAUUGAUUGACAAUUACUAUGAAACUGAGUCUAUAAUAGUAGAAACGAAAGCUGCAUAUGGAUUUAAUGAUGGUCGUCCAUCUACAGCUCAAAUCGAGUUUGACAUCGACAAACCAACAGUUGAUGUGUCUCGUGAACCAACAAACCAGAGGGAGAUUGGCCAAUUCGUCAACCAUACAUAUUCUGUUAUCAACAAGGGACCAUCUGUUGUCAAUUUUGUGAAUCUGGAUAUCCUGUGGCCAUGGAAGGUGAAGAAAGGAAACAGUACCUACUUGCUUUACAUUACUGACUUAAAGAUGCCAUCAUCAACCCAGUGUAACACUGGUGAUAUUGAGAAUCCUCUUAAAUUGGAAGCCCCAGUUGUUGAAGAAUCGAAUGCUACAACAGUGGAAGGUGAAAUUGUUACCAGAACAAAACGCAGCAUUAGAAGUUUACGAGCAUCAUCUGAGCAGCUAUGCCCUGAGGAGAAAGAUUGUCCUGGUAGCUCUAAUGCUUUGUGCUGUCCAAUCAAAUGUCGUAUCAGUCAGUUGCAGAAAGGUGGCACUGCUGAUAUUGAGAUAGUUUCUCGAUUAUAUGAGCGAUCGCUUGUUCAGGGCAAAAUUUCAGCAUUAAAUGUGACAUCAUUUGCUAAUGUUUCAGCUGAAAUAGAAAACUAUGUAAAUGGUGACCCUCUUCCAAAGUCAAUCAAUGUGACCACUCAAAUUACACAACCCGCUGAAGUAACUGAUGAGUCUCUUGAAGUGUGGAUCAUUAUUGUUGUUGUCAUCGUAACAGUUUUGAUCCUGAUUGCUGCUGUGAUACUUCUAGCUUAUUUGGGAUUCUUUAAGCGAGCCAAAAAAGAGCAGCUGAACAAGGAAAAGGCAGAAUUGGCUGCUCAUGGUGAACAACUUCUUAAAGUUAGCAAUGGCGACUAGAACUUGUUACUAUUAUGAGAUGAGUGUGUGUAAUAGUUAUGGAGACGUGCAUAAGACAUAGGCAUGCUUUACAUUUUGUGGUAGCAUAGUUCACUUUGUUGUUUAAAUUCUUGACAUGAUUAAAGUUUUAGUGAGUAUUCAUGUAGUAUAACUGGAUUCUUGACUUGCACAGUAUUCACAUUUUGAUAAUCUGAAACAUAUUUGUUCCACA
Messenger RNA from Corticium candelabrum, 2124 nucleotides. Its product is annotated as integrin alpha-V-like. Gene Ontology annotation, biological process: cell-cell adhesion; cell adhesion mediated by integrin; cell-matrix adhesion. Gene Ontology annotation, cellular component: external side of plasma membrane; integrin complex. Bases 747 to 1913 code for a protein of 388 amino acids. Gene Ontology annotation, molecular function: integrin binding. The transcript has 10 exons. NCBI's taxonomy places the organism in Eukaryota, Metazoa, Porifera, Homoscleromorpha, Homosclerophorida, Plakinidae. The record is from RefSeq and is a predicted model, not a curated record.